This is a messenger RNA of Labrus bergylta (ballan wrasse), 3603 nucleotides long. Its product is annotated as transcription factor atf-2. NCBI's taxonomy places the organism in Eukaryota, Metazoa, Chordata, Actinopteri, Labriformes, Labridae. Gene Ontology annotation, biological process: circadian rhythm; regulation of DNA-templated transcription. The record is from RefSeq and is a predicted model, not a curated record. Gene Ontology annotation, cellular component: nucleus. Gene Ontology annotation, molecular function: DNA-binding transcription factor activity; DNA binding.
CAAUGAGUAGAGCAGCAGAUCAAAUGUGACUCAUUUCAGUAUCACCUGUUUGUGAUAACAGCACGAGGACACCACGCGAUUGGCUGAAAGUAUGAAGAGGUUCUGUGCGCCGUCCCGCAGCUCAUGCUCUCUUAAGCACCGCAGACUGGUUGACAGAUGUCCACCUCGAGGAGCCCAGACCGUCCUGGGCAUGGUCCUCCGUGCCUUCCCUCCUCAACAGUUGACAGCAGCGGUUUAACAGAGCAUGAUCCGGACCCUGACCUCCUCUUCCCGUUCACCCGACGUCUCCUGCGCUUUGGUGUCUGCAGCAGCCCUGUUACGCGCCGCAAGAGAGAGAUGAUUCCCGCCGACAAGAAAGACACCACGUACUGGGACAAGCGUCAAAAGAACAACGAGGCAGCGAAGCGGUCCAGGGAGAAGAAGCGGCUGAAUGACCUGGUGCUGGAGGGUCAGCUGCUGGCUCUGAAGGACGAGAACGCACAGCUGCGCGCUGAGGUGCUAAGCAUGCAGUAUUACAGCAGCCUGAACGCGGAGGAAAGUAACCACCACGCUGCUAGGGCAACAUCAGAUUCUACAGUGCCCUUACACCCCAAACCUUCUUUUGUCCCUGCCCUUCUCCAGAGAGGACUCUGGGACAAUAGCAGGAGCAACCAAGUCUCUGUGAUGGGUGUAAGGCAACAAGAAGCAGCGAUGAAUCCAUUUGAUGCCAAGAUCCCCUGUUUAAGUUACAAUACACAGGUUUUUCAAACUUGUGGCGCACAGCAAGGCAUCCCCCCCUUCUCCGGGCCGUGUUUCCCUUCUCCCACAGCACAUUUGGAGGUUGGGAGAUCAGCGGAGACAGAGUCGGACCCUCAGCGACAGGUGUCCUCCAGCGAUGACUUCCCUAGACCCACCUAUCAGGCGUCCUCCAUCCAAGCGUCCCUUGGCUCCUUCCCUCUGGCUUCCAAUCUGCCGAACCCGUCUCAAACCUGGCUGGUGCCCUGCGUGAAUCACCCGGCACUGCGUAAUAAUGUUCUGCUGCAUUGGCCGUCUUCCUACCUGCCCCCACCGGCUGUCUUGCCAGGCCUACCUCCUCUUUACAUACAGGCGAGACGAGGCCAUGGUCUCGGUGUGGAGGAUGAUCUUCGGAGGGGGUUCAAGAGCGGGUUUGGCAGAGCUGAAGAAAAGUCGGAAUCAGCUCGAGAUGCACCCCAAUCCUAAUGGACUCCAACUAUCACGGCGUUUUUUCCAAGCAGAGUGAAAAAUAAUAAUCAUUUUUUGUGUUGUAAAAAGUAACAAGUGAGCAAACUAGGUUUUAAAAUUUGCCUGGAUGCAAUAUGCCCUCUAAUUUGUUAUCUGACCUUAAUAAAAAAGAAGUAAAUGAGGACAUUAUAUUUGACAACGUCUCUCUCUCUAUUUGCUACAGUUUACACUGGCAGAACAGAGAACAAUGAAUACAGCUCAUAUUGAGGAGUUAGAUUUCUCUUGAAGUGUUAUUCAGAAUGAAACAGCGGCUGAAACUUGAUGAGUGAUUUUACACACUGACGGGAAUAAUAAUACAUCCAUUUCCCAGGCUUAAUUGAUUUGAACGGAAUUUUAAAUCUCAAUGCAAAAAUAAAUUCACCAAUAUAUGAAACAUAAAUGAAUCAGAAGAUUUGUUUGUAUUGGAGUUCAGAUUGAUUGCUGGGAAAGAAACGUCAACAUUUUUUUUGCGGUGGAACAACAUCAGUUACUAGGUUUGUGAAACUGGUUGUUUGUUGGGUUGGUGUUCCCCUCGCACACUUUGAUUAAAAGAAAAGACGUUGAUUCGUCGGCCUGCGGCUCUGUGACAACACUUGCACUGCAGCUGUCUCUAUCAACUCUGCAGCAGUGUUGCAAUAUGAUGUGUUUGGAAUUCGCAAUGAUGGUCCCGAAUAAAUAAUCCUCAGUCCAUUUAACUAACCCAUUUGAUAGUUUGACAGCAGUUCAGAUCUUUUAAGUCUCUUCACUUGCACCUGCAUCAUCAAAUAAGCUUAAAUAUGACAAACGUUGAACAGCUCAAACGGCUUUUCUAUGACAACUUGCCCCUCAGUCUACCAGCUGGUGUUUCGAGUCCACCAGCAGAGGGAGCUACAACAUGGCCCUGCUACAGUUUUCCCUGUCAGAAUGCUGCACAACUUUAUGCCUCGAUAAUGUCUUUGUAAUGCCUUCAUAUCAGCUAUUAAAAUACCAUUGGAUACAUUCUAAUUCCUCUUUAUGCAAAACAAUACUAAAUGUUAUGGAAACAAAAACAGAAAGUUGGAAGGAAUACAUUUUGGUUCUUUAAUACGACAAAUAUACUCUAAACAUUUCUAAAGGAAACAACAUGGAAGUACCAUGGAUGGUACUGAAGUUUUCAAAAUAAUGCUUAAAAAAAGUUACAUUGUGCCCAUUAUUUGUACAUAUCAUACCUUGAACAAAUUUACAGACAAAAAAAAACAUAAAUUUAAUGUUUGUUUGCUAUACCUCAGGAACUUUGCAAUAUGACAUGAGGAUGAUGUUACUGCACAAAAAGUGUGUUUCAAAGUUGACAGAGUGUUUGUCAGAAAUCCGAUCAGUAAGAGGACAUUACAUGUGCAGACCCAGAGUCAAAACUUGCACCUUCAAGCUGAUUAAGUGUCAAUCUGUGGUGCAAAAAAUCUUUUAACACUUAAAAUAGAGAACUUCAAGUCAGUCCAGUCUUCUUUGAAUAUGUGAGAGACACAUAAUGUAGUAUAUUUUUGGUGUGUUUUAUUUUUGCCUGACGACUUCUACCAUUAGUACUUCUAACACCAUUGCCUGUGUGCAGAAGUAUGUAAUUGAAUACCACAUAAGACAACUUAAUGCAGCUACAGAACAGGUAACAAUCAGCAACACACCGCAAACAGAAACCAAAUGGCCUGUGCCAGAAUAACGCAAUCAUGUAAUAUUACUGUAUACUUGUCAUAAAUGCAUAUCCCCCUGCUAUUUGAUCUGACGGAACAACAAAUAUGGUAAUUUGAAAAUGACAGCAGUUAACCACAAAUAUCAUACAAUUCUGAACAGCAGGCACGUUUCAUGUGACAGCAGAGGUGGACAGACAAACACACUUAAAGUAGGAGGGAGGUGAGAGGAUACAAAAAGCAACAAGACAUUAUCAGCCCCCCUCUGCUAAAGUGUGUAUCAAUCUCAUGAGGCAGUCUCGGAGGAGAGUCAGCGGCUCAAAGUUGGUCAUUAGUGCAGUGUGAGGGCGAGCUUUCUGCGAAUAAGGUCGUAGGCAGUGGACUUUCUGCACCCAGCUUUUGAAGGUAAGGCCCCAAGAUAAUUUUUCACUCAAAGAGGUUUGGAACAUGUUUGUAAUGAUGUCUGGAUUCAGGGGAUGUAACGAUGAUAGCUACCAAAGGAGAGAGAGUAACAAACAAAACUCAUUUCAAACCGUGACUUUUUGCUCAUGACACCAACACCAUGUUGACUGUAAAGUCUGAAGACAGAUCAGAAAAUGUUGUAUUUUUUUAUUUUUAUCUCUGUCAUAUCUUACCAACAAGCAGGGGAAUGGUUCACAUUUCUAAUUUGUUCAUGUAGUCUUUUAUAUUAUCAAAAUAAAAUCAUUUACUCUGAAUACAGAACUUGAAAAUGUUGCCCUCAUAU